GUAGACGGAUUGCAGAAGAGAAACAUGUGGAACACUUCAAACCUCUAGCUGAGCCACUAGUCAACCUAGUUGAAACCUUCCAACAGAUGCCAGUUCAACAACCACAACUACCUCCAUCAAGAGCAUCCAAGAAGCAUCCCAGGUAUCUGAAGCCUAGAAUAAAAAUGCGCUCCAGGCAUGUGAAGGGUAGGCAGAGAUAAUCCAAGCCAGAGUUGUUAUCAUCAGAACAUCGUCCUUUCUCAGCAGCAUCAACACACCACACAUAUCCUACUCCACCAACAACACCAUUUGUUAAAGAUGCCACAUAUACAAGGCGUGGACUUACUGGUGCAAGUAAAACAAAACAUAAGCUCCAACUCUCCAGCAUUGAUGAAGAGUCACCAACAUUUGAAUCAUAUGGAACUAGAGAAAUUUCAAGUCCAAUGGCAGGCACCUCAAGAGUUGGACGACAACUAUGGAAAGCAGGAAAGCAUGCAUUUGAAGGGGAUGAGGGUGAGGAGUAUAAUAUGAGUAGAGGAUAUGAUGAUAGCAGUGAUGAGGGGCUGUCUGGAGAUGGACAGGAUGAUGAUAAGAAUGUUGAACAAUUAUUGAAUGAAAGUCAUGAUACAACAGUUCAGAAUAUCCUUGAUCAAACUGAUCUAGCUGGAAAACAGGUAGCUGAUUACAUUAGAGGAUCAUUGAGCAAGGACAAUGACGAUUUUGAUGACACUUUUGGGCCAAGAGUGAGAGACAAUGUUUACUACCUGGGCAAUAAGUAUUCAACUUUUGGAGAGAAUGGUGAUGAAAUUGUGCUGACUGACCCUGUAGAUCAGGAAGAAAAGACCUUCACAGCUACAUUGGGACUUUGUAAGUUAAUUUUUAAGAAGAAUCCAAAUCGUGCAUUAGUUGAAUCUGCUGACAGACAGGCUUAUGGAGAAAUAUUGAACUGGACCAGUGUGCACAGACAGAACAAUGAUCCAAGAGGUGAGAUUGUUAACUACAACAAAGCCAAGUAUAAGAAUACAAUCAAACGCCUUUUGGAUGAUAACAGAGAUGGUGGUCAAAGACAUUCUGAGAGACAAGUGACUGGGAGAGGAUCUAUUGCCCCAAGGCGUGAUUUUAGUAAGGAGAAAAGUCAGAAGAUCUAUAGAGGAAGAGGUGUUCUGUCAGCUAUCAAGGGAGCUGCUGGUACAAUAGUUAAUAAGGCAAUCGACAUUCUACCAGUUGAACUUCAUAUCCCUGGCUAUCAAUACUGUGGACCAGGAACAAAACUUCAGAAGCGAUUAGCACAAGGUGAUCCAGGAAUCAACAAACUUGAUCAGGCUUGCAAGGAGCAUGAUAUUGCCUAUUCCAAGAGUGGUGAUACAGCAAGCAGAGCAGUAGCAGACAGCAUCUUGGCAGAGAGAGCCUGGGACAGAGUGAGAUCUGAUGAUGCAGGGGUGUUAGAAAAAGCUGCAGCACUAGCAGUCACCAACAUUAUGAAGGCUAAGGCAAAAUUUGGGGGAGGUAUGAAAAGAUCACUGAAGGAAGUCAGCAGGGAGGUUGAGAAGGGGAAGAAACAAAAGAUUCAACCAUCAAAGAAAAAAUCAAUUAUUAUUAUUAUUAUCAUUAUUAUCAUUAUUAUUAUUAAUCAUCCACUGACCACCUAUAGAAGGGGUAUUCGGAUUUGUCAAUCAAUAUUAUUCAGAAGAAUAAAAAAAAAAAAAAAAAAAUCAUUUAACUUACAUAAAACAUUACAAACUAAUUAUUUUGUACCUCAUAAUAGGUAAGGAAUUCUUCAAUUGAAUAUGCACAUAUAUUCAGUAAUUCAUUUUUCAUCAAGGCCCUGAAUUUAUGGCCUGUCGUUGCUUUAAGGCUGGCAGGUAAUUUGUUAUAGAGUCGAAUCCCAGCACUUUUAACUCCUCUCUCAUAUAAAGUUGUUCUGUGGGUAUCAUCUCUUAAAUCUUCACGAUGUCUAGUUCCGUAACUGUGGAAACGUGCACCAGUUUUAAAUUUGUCCUUAUUUUGAUCAAUAAAACAUAAAGCCUCUAGAAUAUACAAACUGGGAAGAGGGAGAAUUCUCAUCUGUUUGAAGUGUGGUCUACAGCUUGAUCGUAUUGUCUCUCCAACCAUCACUCUUAUUGCCCACUUCUGGAUUCGAAAGAUGUCUAUUACUUGAGUUGAGUUUCCCCAGAAAAUGAUUCCGUAGGCCAGAAGAGAAUGAAACAUUGCAAAAUAGACAUCUUUGAGGGUUCUAUUGUCUAAUAAUAAUUUCAA
This is a messenger RNA of Nilaparvata lugens (brown planthopper), 2235 nucleotides long. RefSeq lists its product as uncharacterized. Bases 423 to 1748 code for a protein of 441 amino acids. Gene Ontology annotation, molecular function: structural molecule activity; A2-type glycerophospholipase activity. The record is from RefSeq and is a predicted model, not a curated record. The transcript has a single exon. Gene Ontology annotation, biological process: arachidonate secretion; phospholipid metabolic process. NCBI's taxonomy places the organism in Eukaryota, Metazoa, Arthropoda, Insecta, Hemiptera, Delphacidae.